AUGAAGUUCAUUUCAAUCAUCACUCCUGCCGUGCUUGCCGCAAGUGCAAUGGCACUUCCAACCUCACAGAAACGCGAUGGCUCUACAGGACCCUUUUCUGUAAUCGCCCUCCGCUCUGCAUCGCCUAUCCAUCUCCAACCCGUCAACGCUGCUGGCGAAAGAUUCUGGAUUGGCGGUCAGGCCGCCACCUACUGUCCCUCAGAGGUCGUCGACCCAUGCCCUCCUGGCACGGAAACCGUUUGGGCCAAUACUAAUGCCUUGGACGUCGAAGUCCCAGGCGGCCAGGAGGUCUAUGUUGACCCCUCUGGCGCCCUCGCUUUCACCCAGGCUCACUCAGCCAAUAUCCCAACGGGCGCUUCCCUAGGACCAUUCACAUUUACCCCCGGUACACAAUUCGGCACAUACUCGACCAGCGCUUUCGGUGCCACGGGCUUCAUGGCAUGUCCCGAUGAUGCUGCCAAUCCUACCAAGUGGCAGGUCUUUGCCGCUUUCCAGGGUGCGUCGGUCCCGACUGGUAAUGUUGGGGAUUGUUUGGGAUUUGACGCUGGUGCGCCUGCGUACACGGGGGAUAUUCCUGCUUGGCAGUAUAUCUAG
This is a messenger RNA of Talaromyces amestolkiae, 594 nucleotides long. RefSeq lists its product as uncharacterized. The record is from RefSeq and is a predicted model, not a curated record. The transcript has 2 exons. Lineage: Eukaryota; Fungi; Ascomycota; Eurotiomycetes; Eurotiales; Trichocomaceae. Bases 1 to 594 code for a protein of 197 amino acids.